AUGUCUUUUCCUCUUACGAAAAUCACUUAUAAGCCCCUCAUCCACCCGGCUGAACAUCCAGCCUAUCGUUACAAUGGAUUUCACCCCGGCCGAGUCACAACGCUGCGAAAGGGCCAUGUAAAGCAGCCCGGUUUUCAAGCCUUUCCAGUCGAUGUGACCUGGGAACAGGAUUCGGCGAUUCCUAUGCGCGAUGGAAUAAAACUGUAUGCCGAUAUUUUCAGACCAACCCACGGCGAUAAGAUCCCGGCCAUUAUCCCUUACAGUCCGUACGGUAAGGUCGAUUCGGGUGUGCUGUCGUACGAUAAUAUGGGCCCUUACCGAAUGGGUAUUCCCUUCCAGCGACUGAGCGGAUACGAAACCUUUGAAGGACCGAAUCCCGCGGAAUGGGCUGAGCGGGGAUACGCUGUCGUUGAUAUCGAUGCUCGUGGGGUGGGCCACUCUGAGGGCAAUGUUGCUUUCUGGGGUCAGCAGGAGGCAGAGGAUAUUUAUGAUUCCAUUACAUGGGUCUCUCAGCAGCCGUGGUGUAGCGGGUCGGUUGUUCUAGCCGGAAAUUCCUGGCUUUCUAUCGCGCAGACGAAUUUCGUUUCUCGAUUCACUCACUCAGCGCUCAAGGCAAUUGCGCCAUGGGAAGGUCUGUCGGAUCCUUAUACGCAGCAGGCUUGUCGCGGUGGAAUCCCCAAUGUCCCUUUCAAUGAGAUGAUUGUUAGUAGUUUUGGUGGUCUUUCAAAUGUCGAGGACCUGGCAAGCAUGAUCAGAGAACAUCCCCUCUAUGACGAGUACUGGGAAAGCAAGAAAAUCGACACUACGAAGAUGGGCAAUAUCCCAGCUUACUUUACGGCUUCCUACUCCACGGGACUCCACUCGGAGGGUUCCUUCGAGGGUUAUCGCACGGCAUCUACAGCAAAGAAAUGGCUUCGGGUCCAUAACUCGCAAGAAUGGCACGAUCUCUACACCGUCGCAGCAAAUGAUGACCUGCAGCGCUUCUUCGAUUUCUACGCUAAAGGAAUUCAGAAUGGCUGGGAGGAUACUCCGCGGGUGAGGCUGACCUUACUUGGAUUCGAAGACAGUCCUGCGAAGAGUGUCAUCGAACGAGCAGAGGCGCAGUGGCCACCUGCACGUCUCCGUACCGAGAGGUACUUCUUGGAUGCCGCCACGGGGAGUUUGACUUCAAGCAGACCACAGAAUUCUUCGAAAUCUGUCCAUGAAGGACACUCUCUGACGGACUCUUCGGACUUCAAACUGGUCUUCCCAGAUUAUACCGAGUUGUGCGGGCGCCCAUUCGUCAAACUCUUCAUGUCAGCUCCAUCCCACGACGAAAUAGACGUCGUCGUUCAGAUUCGGAAAUUGUCCGCAUCUGGCAAUCUCCUCGAGUCGCUGAACUGGUCUCCUAUGCCCCUGCCUGCGCCGAAGGUUCCCAAUGUGAAUGUUGCCAAGCAUCUUGGUCCGCAGGGCAUGCUACGCGCUUCGCAUCGUGUGAGCAUAAUGCCUAGAUCUAGCGAAAAUGACGUUCCCUGCUAUGAUCACCGCAGCAGGCAGCCUAUCUCACCGGGUAAGAUUGUGGAGUUAAUGGUUCCGAUUUGGCCUAUUGGUGUCGUUUAUGAGCCCGGUGAGGGUCUUUUGCUCAGGAUCUCUGGCCAUGAUAUGUCGCUGCCAGAAACUGAGGCGUUAAAACCCCUUGAGCCUCGUGAUGAGAAUAAAGGACAGCAUAUUGUUCAUACUGGUGGGGAUUAUGAUAGCUAUCUUGUGCUUCCGCGCAUCGCGUAG
Molecule: messenger RNA, 1764 nt
Organism: Penicillium odoratum
Lineage: Eukaryota; Fungi; Ascomycota; Eurotiomycetes; Eurotiales; Aspergillaceae
Exons: 2
Coding region: 1-1764 (587 amino acids)
Molecular function (GO): dipeptidyl-peptidase activity
Source: RefSeq, a predicted model, not a curated record